Messenger RNA from Galendromus occidentalis (western predatory mite), 1053 nucleotides. RefSeq names its product innexin inx2-like. Gene Ontology annotation, cellular component: gap junction; plasma membrane. Bases 1 to 1053 code for a protein of 350 amino acids. The transcript has 3 exons. Gene Ontology annotation, molecular function: gap junction channel activity. The record is from RefSeq and is a predicted model, not a curated record. NCBI's taxonomy places the organism in Eukaryota, Metazoa, Arthropoda, Arachnida, Mesostigmata, Phytoseiidae.
AUGACGAAAUUCAAUGAAAUAUUCUCGUCCGUCGUGAAGUAUUUUCGUCCGAGAUCCGCGCACUCCGAUGAUUUCCGCCUGGGUGCGAUCCACUACAAGAUGCUCUUCGGUCUCCUGAUCGCGUCUUCGCUCUUGACAGGAUUGACCGCGUGGUAUUCCCAAAUCGAGUGUCAGGAGCACAACAAGGCCUCUUUCGAUGCAAGUCUCGUCAAACAGUGGUGCUACGCGAACUCGAUGUUCGUUGUCGACUACACGAACGCGGGCGAGCCCUACGGUAUCAGCAACUCUCACCGUGCUCAGACCAGCAAAGUCGUGUUCCUGAAGUACUACCAAUGGGUGACGUUGGCACUCUUCAUCCAAGCGGUCUUGUUCCAGAUCCCUCGUAUCGUAUGGAAAUCCAUCGAAGGCGGACGACUCAGACGCAUGACCGAUCUCGUGAAGAACCUUGAAUUCGUCCCCGCUGGAGAUCGCACCGCAAAAGUCGCUUUAGUCGUCGAUUACUUCAUGCAAGCACCGAGACGCCACCGCGAUCGCAAUUAUUUUUUGUAUUGCGCCCUCUGUCAGUUUUCCUACUUGAUCAUAACCAUCUCGCAGAUUUACUUCACCGAUGCUUUUCUGAACAGGCAAUUCAUCUUUUUGAUGCCUAGGUGGUUCCUGGGGGAACCGAUUCUACAGCAAGUUUUCCCGACGCAAGCGAAAUGUUUGUACAGAACCUACGGAGCCGGAGGGGAUCUCCAGAAGCACGAUUUUCUUUGCGUUCUGGCGAUGAAUAUCCUCAUAAGCAAACUCUACCUUCUGCUAUGGCUGCUGCUCGCGAUCGCUCUGAUCGCCGCCAUAUUCCAGACGAUUUACCUCAUCGCCCUCUGCUUCUCAACCAGAAUGCAGCGCAAUUUGUCGAGGGACAGAGAAUUUCUGGAUAAGCUCUCGUGUUCGGCAGGAGAUUGCCUCUUGCUCAAGUUUUUCCGGGAGAGCAUUGACUGUGUCGUUUAUGCCGAGUUCAAAAAACUCGCCUCGUUGAGGGCUGAGGAAUCUGGGAAGCCAGCUGAGGGGUAG